Molecule: messenger RNA, 1656 nt
Organism: Lizanozyma spartinae
Lineage: Eukaryota; Fungi; Ascomycota; Pichiomycetes; Serinales; Debaryomycetaceae
Product: malate synthase
Exons: 1
Coding region: 1-1656 (551 amino acids)
Biological process (GO): glyoxylate cycle
Cellular component (GO): cytoplasm; peroxisomal matrix
Molecular function (GO): malate synthase activity
Source: RefSeq, a predicted model, not a curated record
AUGUCAUCUCCAUUCCCAACAACCGCCAGUAAGGUUAAUGGUGUUCAAAUCUUGGCUCCUGUUCCUGGUAGAACCAAGGAAUUACUUAACCCUGAAGCGCUUGCAUUGGUUGCUACUUUACAUCGCUCUUUCAACGCAAAGAGAUUGGAAUUGUUAGCUAACCGUAAGACUGAACAAAAGUUACGUGACGCUGGUAAAUUACCAAACUUUUUACCUGAAACUGCUUACAUUAGAGACGAUCCAACUUGGACUGGUCCUCCAUUGGCCCCUGGUUUGGAAGACAGAAGAGUUGAGAUCACUGGUCCUACUGACAGAAAGAUGGUUAUCAAUGCCUUGAACUCUGGCGUUGCCACUUAUAUGGCUGAUUUUGAAGAUUCGUUGACUCCUGCUUGGGCCAACUUGAUCGAUGGUCAAGUUAACCUCUAUGAUGCUGUUAGGAGAGAUAUUUCUGCCACUAUUGGCGGUAAGAGCUACAAGUUAAACACUGAUCCUGGCAGACGUAUCCCCACCCUUAUUGUCAGACCAAGAGGAUGGCAUUUGGAUGAAAAGCACGUUUUGGUUGAUGGUGAACCUGUUUCUGGAGGUAUUUUUGAUUUUGCCAUCUAUUUCUACAACAGUGCUAAGGAAUCUAUUGCCCGUGGAUUCGGUCCUUAUUUCUACUUGCCCAAAAUGGAACAUCAUUUGGAAGCCAAGUUAUGGAAUGAUAUCUUCAACUUCUCUCAAGAUUACAUUGGAUUGCGUAGAGGAACCAUCAGAGCUUCUGUUUUGAUUGAAACUAUUCCUGCUUCAUUCCAAAUGGAUGAAAUCAUUUACCAAUUGAGAUCUCACAUUGCCGGGUUGAAUUGUGGUAGAUGGGAUUACAUUUUCUCCUACAUCAAAUGUCUCCGUAACCACCCUGAAUUUAUCUUACCUGACAGAUCUCAAGUUACCAUGGCUGCUCCAUUUAUGGCUUCUUAUGUCAAGUUGUUGGUCCACACUACUCACAAGAGACAAGUUCAUGCUUUGGGUGGUAUGGCUGCUCAAAUUCCUAUCAAGGAAGACCCAGAACGUAACAGACAAGCUUUGGAAAAUGUUGCUAAGGAUAAGUUGAGAGAAGUCACCCUUGGAUGUGACUCUUGUUGGGUUGCUCAUCCAGCAUUGGUACCAGUUGUCCUUAAGGUUUUCAAUGAACAUAUGAAAGGUCCUAACCAAAUCAAUGUUCCACCAAAGACUCCAUACAAGCCAAUCGGUCAGCGUGAUCUUUUAGCUCCAUUUGUCCCCGGUGCUAAGAUUACCGAACAAGGGAUCCGUACCAACUGUGUGAUUGGGUUAAGUUAUAUUGAAGCUUGGUUGAGAAAUGUUGGUUGUGUUCCCAUCAACUACUUGAUGGAAGAUGCAGCCACUGCUGAAGUGUCUCGUACUCAAUUAUGGCAAUGGGUUACCCAUGGAGCUGUGACUGAUGCUGGUCAAAAGGUUACUAAGGAUUACGUUCGUCGUUUGUUGAAUGAAGAAUAUGGCAAAUUGGUAAAGGCCGCUAAGCCUGGUAACAAGUUCAAGCAAGCGUUGGCUUAUUUUGAACCAGAAGCUACUGGUGAAACAUACUCUGAUUUCCUUACAACUUUGAUUUAUGACGAUAUCACCACCAUUGGCAGACCAGUUUCAGCUGAGAAGUUGUAA